AUUUAGGACAACACGUAAACGCAGCACGCCCGAAGCAAGGGGGCUGAACAACAAUGGCGAGGCCUCGUUGCAAAAAAUGUAGGUUUCAAGCCAAAACACAUUGACAACUGGCGAAAGGGACUCCCUUCAGCCAAGAGUGCUUCAUUCAUCUUACUUUUCACUCCUUAUCUUUUGGACUCAACUUCCGGCGUCGCGACGUACUUCCGUGGACGUACAGAAGAAAAGGUCUGGACCCUCCUAGAUGCCAUUCUGUCCGAUAAACCCAGAUGGAUGUAGCCCGUGGAAGAUGCAUGCUGCAGAAAAUAAACCAGGGAAAACCCUGAACCGAACAACAGAAGCCAAUACAAGGGAUGAGAAAGCCAAACAAUGGGAGAAAGUGCUGACACGUAGAAAUGUUACAAAGGCGCCGACUUCCAGGUGUCUGAAUGACAGGUGUUAUGUGAUCAGAAAGCCUCUGUUCUCCAUCGAACAACCAUCCAUUUUAAAGAAGACUCUUCAAAACAAGCACACACAGAAGGAGAAAUAUGCAUGUUUAGGUUACAAGAAAAUGGAUGAAGAUCAGCAUUCCACCAACACAAAUUACCAGACUAUGUCAGGAGAGGACCCAGUGAACUACAGCUUCUGUCCCAGCAAUACCUCCGUUUAUUCAACUUUGAAAGCAACGCACGGCUCACCGCUGGCUAUCUCAGAGCUCAGAGGCUGCACUGAACACGAAGAACCUUCCUCUUCUCCACCUAUUUUCCCUAGAAGAAGACCAACUAAGUGCAGCUUCUCCAGCUCCUUCCUUGAGUUCCAGAAAAUGCAGCGUCCUCUAAUGCCGCAAAUGGCGUCUACUGGUCACAACCCCACCUACACACCACGCUCUAUGUCUUACUCCAACAGAGGCCAAACAGAGCUCAAAAGACCUUCUUCAGAAGUGUGGUCAAGUAGACAAGAUAUGUCCUUAUAUGAAGCAAACUAUUGGGACUGUGCUAUCCCUAAAUCUGUGCACCCAAUCUCAAAUAGGCAGACUGCAGACUGGGAUCCAAACAGGGAGUACCAAGCCCUCCUCGACUACACCUACCCUCUCAGGCCUGGACAGGUGGACAGUGAGUGGGAUAACUUUGACCGCCACAGAGGUUCUCUCCAACAAACAGACCUGAACUUGCAGGAUUCUGGAAUUGAACUGGACAACUGUUGUAGCUUUACCAGCCUGUCUGGAUUGAAUUUAAGCCCAAGCAGCAACAUACAAACAAAAAUGUGGAAGACGCUGAGUGGUGAUCAGAAAAUCGGUUCCUCAGAUCUGCACUCAUAUACGCAAUCUGCUGGGGUGUCUUUGGACAGUUUGGACUUUGGUGCGAGCAAAGACUUAGUGAAUUAUCACCAGGAUGGAGGUCAGCUUCAAUAUUCACAACCCUCAUACACCAGUGCUUUAAUCCGUACAACAAGGGUUCUUCCUCAGUCCAAAUGUGUUGGUGGGGACUGUUUGGACUUUGGUACGAGCAAAGACUUAGUGAAUUGUCACCAGGAUGGAGGUCAGCUUCAAUAUUCACAACCCUCAUCCACCAAUGCUUUAAUGCGUACAACAAGUGUUCUUCCUCAGUCCAAAUGUGUUAGUGGGGACUUAGACAAUGAGUUCUGGUGUCUGCCAGAUCAGCUACAGGAGCCGCAGUUCCUCUCCAGACAGGUAAAGGACUUGACAGCCAGGCUUGGUCUUCCUGUCACAGCCAGCUGGGGGUCUUUGCAGUCAGACACAGCUUCCAUCUUCAACACAUUAACGCUACCUGUGAAGAAUUCGGUCAAAGAGGUAGAAGAAAGCAAUAAGAAUGUGAACGUAGAUGAAAGGAGUGUGGCUGAAUCAGUGAGAAGUUCCAGGCCGUGGAUAGAGUCUGAUGGAGGAGGACUGACCCACGGCAGUAUCCAGGAUGUGGAAAACUUGGUAGAGCAACUGUGUGGUCUCACUCUGAGUGACACCCAGAGGACCAUGCUGGUGGAACAGGACCAUAAUCCUUCUUUAAUACAACAGAUCUAUAUCUUCUCCUCGCUCUUAGAGCAGCAUAUCUGCUGGCUCUACAUGCUUUCUGAUAAGAUGGACGUGUUGGCUGCACCCACUGACGACGUGAAGAGGUUACUUUCUGAAUACCAGCAAGAGGUGAGCGUUCAUCAGCCGCUGAUAUCUCGUGUUCUGCACACAGGUGAGCAGCUCCUCAGCUCCAUGGAGGCCACCUGUCCAGCGAUCCAACAAGGACGAUCUGACUCAACGCAGCGAUACAGCCUAGCGGGACCAACGGAACGAUACAUGGCGCUCUUCAGGGAUUCCCCCUACUUUUUCAAAACAUACAAAGUCAACAAAAAAGAAGCACUGAGUCUGUGUAGAGGAAGUAGGCAGAUGAUGGAAAAUAACUGUAGAAUGAGGAAGAAGAUAAUUUUGUGUCUUUUCCUGCACACACAAAUUAAGUAGCUCGAACAAAGAUGGUGUAAAAGUGGCAAACUAUCUUUUCAAAUGUGAUUGCAAAGUUUGCAGUCACAUUUGAAAAGAUCAGAUUCCAAACGGAUUUAGACUACCUCCUGAUGUGGUGCGCAAAUCUCGUGCUAAAAUAUCAGAUUUGAAGCACUAUCGAGUAGCUUAUCUGUCUCACCUGAGGGCAAGAACUCUGAUUUGUGUAAAACGAGCCAGUGUUGCUGAUACCAGCAUUGAUACUUUUACUUGACAUUUUUCAAGAUCCUUAUUCAUUUUGUAAUGUUGCCUGAAAUUUGUCGAUUAUGAGGCACACAAAAAUGUUUGUAUGAACAAAAUACUGUCACGGAUAAACAGUAAAUCCAUAUAAAUAUUUGUUACAAUUUCAAAACUUUAUAUACUCCAAUACUCCUUUUUUUGUUGUUGUUAUUGUUUACUUGUGAAAAAGGAAGGUGACAAGCUAAAUAUUUAGCCUUAAGCCUGGUCGUCAAGCUAGCAAUACAACCGCGCUUCCAUCUGUUGUGGCUCCGCCACUAUCUUUUCUAAAGCCACGAGGUCGUUCUGCUCGCUUAUCUUUAAUGUUGCGUUAACAUACUGUAAUUCCCACUGCUUGCCUUACAUUUACAAUAAUUCAUUAACUUGUUGUUACCUUGUUAAAAGUUUUGAGGAUUUUAACAAAGCUGAACAUAGCCACUCAAGGCGCCACCAUCUUGCACCUAUGUCACGUUGCAACGUACAAAUAUUCUGUGUUAUUAUGCUGUUCCUUUAAUACCUUAUCAUCACGUAUUUAUACAUUACCGACCUGUGGUGAAUAAAAUGUUUUCUACCAAAAAAAGGCCUAUUUUCAGAGAAAAAGGGCACGAACUGGCAGGAUUUCCUACAAAUAAAAAAAUAAAAUUGUUGACCCAAAAUGAUGAUUUUUUUUUGACAAUGCAAUGAUUUCCGGCACUUGUAUAAGCAGAGAAAUUUAACAGGGGGUCCGCAGAGGUAUCGUAGGGGGUUUGUGAUAUUUUUAGUUGAUUGGACUUUUUAUUAAUUAAUUGAUAUAUAUUUUUAUAUUCCCCGUGAUUUUUCCACAAAUGUAAAUGUAUUUAUAUACACAUUAACAUUGAUCCAACACACUGUAGUGUAGUUUAUAAAUGGCAGUGACAUAGCCACCCUAGUCAAUGUACAUUGCAGGUAAAAUGAGUGAAUAAUUAACAAUAUUAUUAUAUUCAAGUCAUCAUUUCAAACAGAUAACGAUGGACCAAAAAUUGCUCCAUAUUCUCUUCUGCUUGCCAGUGUAACCAUAUCUGAGUUAUUGUGCAGAAAUAUGGGGAAAUAACUACAAAAGUACACUUAAUCACUGAGCAUCUUACAAAAAAGAAAGAUCAGUUAGAAUAAUACAUAAUGAAUUAUACUUACAGUGAUUAGAAAUACAUUGGAGGCAGUAACCACGGUUGACAUAUUUCACACACAAUUUCUCCGUGAUUGUUGGUCCAAAGCUAAUGAAGAUUUUGGCAAAAUGAGGGCAAUAAUUUAUUUUUAUGGUCAUUCUGUGUAUUUUAAAAAAAAAAUUGCGCCAUGGCCUGUGUGUUUAAUAGCCUGCUGGUCACCAAAAACACUACAGUGAUGUAGCAGCAGAGUGCAUCAAAUAUGUUUGCAAAAUUAUACUUUGAAGAAAUAAAAGCAAGUUUUAUUGUAAGUUUAUGAGCU
Messenger RNA from Entelurus aequoreus (snake pipefish), 4132 nucleotides. RefSeq names its product centrosomal protein of 68 kDa-like. Lineage: Eukaryota; Metazoa; Chordata; Actinopteri; Syngnathiformes; Syngnathidae. Bases 242 to 2440 code for a protein of 732 amino acids. The transcript has 8 exons. The record is from RefSeq and is a predicted model, not a curated record.